Molecule: messenger RNA, 1296 nt
Organism: Nicotiana attenuata
Lineage: Eukaryota; Viridiplantae; Streptophyta; Magnoliopsida; Solanales; Solanaceae
Product: GDSL esterase/lipase At4g10955-like
Exons: 2
Coding region: 25-912 (295 amino acids)
Source: RefSeq, a predicted model, not a curated record
CUUACAAGAAAAGGAAGUGCACAAAUGAACACAUAUUGGUCCUUCAGAAAAAAGUCCAUGGAAAGAAACCAUUCUUUUCAGCACCAUCCCAAGGCAUUCCAUGUAUUGGGACCUCGCCAUAUUUCUUCUCCCGGUUGGAGAGAACUCAUCAGCUCCAGUUGGAAGGAUGAAAGCUACAAAAGAAUAGUGAUGGCCUGCUUUGUACAAGCAGUAUACUUGCUCGAACUUGACAGGCAAGAAAAUAGGAGCACAGAAACUGCUCUUGCACCACAGUGGUUGACACCUUUUAAGUACAAACUAGUUGAAGUCCUUGUUGAUGAAAGAGAUGGCUCCAUAUUUGCUGCAGUUUUGGAGUGGGAUCAAAUAGCAGCGUUGGCUGAUUUUAUACCCAUAAGACCAACUGGUGCACCAAAGGUUGUAUUAGCCAUCAGAGGAACACUUUUGAGAAACCCCACAAUAAGGAGAGAUAUUGAGGAUGAUCUACGUUACAUAGCAUGGGAAAGUCUUAAAGGAUCCUUCAGUUUUGAUAGGGUUUUAACGGGUAUAAAAUCAAUCAUCAACGUUCAAGGAAGCAAGAAUGUGUCCAUCACAGGGCACUCGUUCGGAGCUGGCUUUGCUCUCGAGGUAUAUAAGGCGUUAGCUGUAGAUGGAACUUAUAUAGAGGCACAUCUUUUCAAUCCACCAUCUGUUUCAUUAACCAUGAGUUUGAGAAUCUUGGGUGGGAAAGCUGGAUUUGUAUGGAAAAAGUUCAAAUUAAUGCUUCCUUCUAACUCACAGAAUCUAGGCAAGAGUGCUGAUGAGGCUGCAGCUGAAGCUACAGAAUCAAGAAUCAGUUCAGAACUUAAACAAAUGCUGCCAAUGCCUCAUUUCUAUGUUAAUACAAGUGACUACAUCUGCUACUACUAUAAUUAGCCGGAUGGAGGACAGAACAAUAUGUUCAAUGGUAAUAAAGAUAAAGAAGCAAAACCUGGAAACAGGCAAACUGGAGUAAAGCUUUUUGUGGUGUCAAAGGGAAAGCAGAAGUUUCUUGAGGCACAUAGGCUGCAGCAAUGGUGGUCUGAUGACUUGGAACUCCAAAUUGCUCUGAAUAAUAGCAUGUUGAUAAGUAGACAGCUCAACUCCUUGUACACCAUUAAUUCAAGCUCCUAAACUUAAACUCAAGGCUAGAGUCUUUAAUUGGAAUUCUCAGCCCUUGACAGUUUUUCUUCAAAUUAUCUUCCAAAAGUGGAUACAGGACAACAAAUGUAUUUCUACCAUUAGGUUCAUAUUGAUAUGGCUUGUGUACUUGCAUUUGGA